AUGCCAUGCGAUAAAUGCGAGAAGAAGCUAAAAAAGCUACCGACCCCAGACGUAAAGAAUAGCUCAAGCAGGUCUUAUGGAGGGAAUAAAUUAUUAGAAUACAGAAAAAGCAAGCAAAAUUUUAAUCCGAAUAGAAGCAAGUGCAAAAAAUGCAACAGUCAACUCCAUUUUGACGGAAAAUAUUGCUCUACAUGUGCUUACAAAUUAGGCAAAUGUCAUUUGUGUGGAAAAACCAUAUCAGAUAACUCGGCCCACAACAUGUCCAUCAUUUAA
Messenger RNA from Plasmodium gonderi, 273 nucleotides. RefSeq names its product cysteine-rich PDZ-binding protein. Gene Ontology annotation, biological process: cytoplasmic microtubule organization. Gene Ontology annotation, molecular function: microtubule binding. Lineage: Eukaryota; Apicomplexa; Aconoidasida; Haemosporida; Plasmodiidae. The coding region runs from base 1 to 273 and encodes 90 amino acids. The record is from RefSeq and is a predicted model, not a curated record. The transcript is spliced from 4 exons.